ACCGCGAUGUAUAUCAAUUUUUUCUCGGAAACAUUAUUAAGUUACAGAUUCAAAGAAAUUCUGAAGUAAUGGUUUCAACAAAAUUUACUUCAAUAGUUAAAUCCAGUAUACUAAAUGAUUGUUUUCUUGGAAAUGUUAUUUUACAAAUGAAUUAUAAAACUAGUUGAUGUAUUUAGUUUAUAUAUAUACAUAUAUAUCCUUCAGAUGCUAUCUCUAUGAAAAUAAUGUUUGAAAAAGUCACGAUUUGUAUUUAUCCACAAGUUAAAGAUUUGGGUUUAAUGAAAAAAGAAACGACUGAUAUUCUCUCAGUUGAAAUCUUUCAUAACAACUUGAUUGAACUAAAAUGCUGUGGUUUUUACUAUUACAACCUAACAUUAGAAGAAUCACAAAAUGUAUUAAAAGAUAAAAAGCCCGGGAGUUAUAUUAUAAGAGAUAGCAGUGAUAAAUCAUUUUACUAUGUGCUCUCUUUAAUAUCAGAAAAAAAAAAAGUUGUGAAUUUUCGCAUUUACUUUCACGAUGGAAAAUUUUUAUUUGAUGGAGCAUUGCUGUGUUCUACAUCAGUAAUCGGUUUAGUAACUUUAUUUCAAAAGAACUACUCAAAAUAUUCAUUAUAUAAACCAAUUUUAAAGCAUGUUCCCUCGUUACUACAUUCUUCAAGAUUAGUAGUAAAUCAGAGUUUACAAGAUAAAUCAAAGGUGCCAAUCUAUAUUCAAAGAAUUUUGAGCUCAUAUCCUUAUGAAAUUUAGUAUAUAUAUAU
Hydra vulgaris (swiftwater hydra) is the source of this 757-nucleotide messenger RNA. RefSeq lists its product as uncharacterized. Gene Ontology annotation, molecular function: 1-phosphatidylinositol-3-kinase regulator activity. Gene Ontology annotation, cellular component: phosphatidylinositol 3-kinase complex. NCBI's taxonomy places the organism in Eukaryota, Metazoa, Cnidaria, Hydrozoa, Anthoathecata, Hydridae. Gene Ontology annotation, biological process: phosphatidylinositol phosphate biosynthetic process. The record is from RefSeq and is a predicted model, not a curated record.